Molecule: messenger RNA, 702 nt
Organism: Hibiscus syriacus
Lineage: Eukaryota; Viridiplantae; Streptophyta; Magnoliopsida; Malvales; Malvaceae
Product: histidine-containing phosphotransfer protein 1-like
Exons: 7
Coding region: 172-588 (138 amino acids)
Biological process (GO): cytokinin-activated signaling pathway; phosphorylation; phosphorelay signal transduction system
Cellular component (GO): cytoplasm; nucleus
Molecular function (GO): protein histidine kinase binding; histidine phosphotransfer kinase activity
Source: RefSeq, a predicted model, not a curated record
UGGAUGUUUUAACUAAAAAAGAAGUCAUAGCAAGUUCCUCUUGCUCUCUAUACAAAUUUUCCCCAUCACUAAGAAAAAAAAAAGGAGUUAAAAAUAUCUACUAUUUCAUCAUGCGAGGAAAAAUUCUCGUAUUCACUGUCCGGAGAGGUCUGUUUUCUCGGUGUGUGCAUAAUGAGGGAAAGUUUUCUUGACCAAUUCUAUCAGCUUGAAGCCAUGAAGGACCCAAUUACGCCUAUUUAUAUUGUUGGAGCAGUGGCAUUUGUUUCAGUGAUCUCCCUGAUGUGGAUUUCUCUAAGUUGGAUGCUCUGGCCGCAGAAGCAGUGGAGAGAAGCUCCCGGGCAAGGCAUGUGCUUUUGGUCUGCAGCAAAGGUGCAAGUUAUGCCAAGUAUUGGUGCUGAGCACGUGAGACUUGCAUGCGUGAAUCUAAUGCGGGCCUCUGAUCAGAAGCAGAAACAAAACUUUCUUCAGGCCUUGAAUUGGACAAAGACUGAAUUUGCGCGUACCCGGAACAAGUUGCAGGUUAUUGUCCAGAUGGAGCGGAGGAUAAUGAGACUUGAAGCAAAACAACGACAAUACAAUGCUGCUUGAUGCUUAUUGAGUGUUUCUUUAAUGUGCCUGUAGAAAUUUUGAACGAACCUUUGUAGGUUAUCUUGAGAAAGUGGAACCAAAUUAGAACAAAACAAACUUAUAAUAAUCGUUUUA